UGGAACCGAAUGGAGGAAUCACGAUAACCGUAUCGCGUUGCGCCACUGAAAAUGACGGGUAAUAGCGAAAGCUCUAGGUUAAUUAUUUCGCGAGAAUAAUCCUUUGAUCCGGUUGGUAAAGGAAAUUAGUUAAGAAGAAUUAGAAAGCAACGGUUUUGUAAUUUCACGCGGCUCGAGUAAUUUCCUUGGAUAAUUGCAUUUUGAUGGCCAGGUUUCAGGACAAAAAAUGGAAGACAACAGCCGGGGUGAAAGUUUGUGCAAAGUUUGCGGUGAUAAAGCGUCCGGAAAGCAUUAUGGAGUCCCGAGUUGCGACGGAUGUCGCGGCUUCUUCAAGCGGUCGAUCCGCAGGUAUGCAAGAAACCUCGAUUACGUUUGUAAGGAGAACGGACGUUGCAUCGUGGACGUUUCUCGUCGUAAUCAAUGCCAGGCAUGUCGAUUUACCAAGUGCCUUCAGGUCAACAUGAAACGAGAUGCGGUGCAACACGAAAGAGCUCCACGAAAUACAUCGUCCCUGGUUGCAGCCGCAAGGAGAGGUCCCUCGGGAUUAUAUCCUGGAAUUCCACACGUUUAUCACGCAGCGAGCAACCCUUACCAUCCUCUUCUGUAUCCUGCGCUGUUCCCUUUCAAGCCGACCAUGUCGGCUUUCACCCCGUCGGUCGCACACUUUUUACCCCGUUCACCGACAACGGAAUCGUUGACAGUGAACGCCGCGAAAGAGGACGAAGUGACGAGCUCGGAGGAAGCUGGAUCGAUCGACGCUAGAAUCGAACCGAAGGAGGAGUUGGCAAGCGCUCGAUUAACACCGUCCAUUGCUAAUUCCGGAUCGACCGAAUAUAUCUCCAGCUUCUCCAUCCUGCCCACGGAAAAUAUCUACGAAUUCGCAGCGAAAUUGCUCUUCUUUGCUGUCAGAUGGGCAAGAAGUAUUCAUUCCUUUUUGCAACUGCCCUACAGAGACCAGACUAUCCUACUGGAAGAAUCUUGGAGCGAGCUUUUCGUGCUCACCGCCGCGCAAUGGAACUUCCCCGUGGAGGAGGCCACUCUCGUACCGAACGAUUUAUCAUCCGAAAGAAAGGAAACGCUGGUCGACGAAGCGAGGAAAUUGAGGGAAUUAUUGGCAAAAUGCGCUCUCCUCAGGGUCGAUCAUUCGGAAUACGCUUGCCUCAAGGCUAUAGUUCUUUUCAAAGGGGAGUCGCGAGGGCUCUGCGAACCGGGACGAAUAACGGCGUUGCAGGAGCAGACGGUAGCCGUGUUUUGCGAAAGGGAUGCGCGAAGAGUUGGACGACUUUUACUGUUGUUACCCUCUGCGCGAGCACUCUGCCGAUCAACCCUUCAGGAGUUGCUGUUCAAACCGACAGUAGGGGAUGUUAGCGUGGAACGAUUGUUGGGCGACAUGGUCAGCGCUCUCAGACCGACAUAACGCCAAUUCGACUCGGUCGAUAUAACGCUUCUCAAACGGCUAACCAGUUUAUACCGACCAUCAUUUCAAAGAUAAUUGUACUUUCGAUCGAUCGUCCUUUCUUCUUCUCUCUCUCUCUCUCUCUUUCUCGAAUCUCGAAUCUCGGUUCAAAGAGAAAAUGCCGAUCAGACGAAAGUUUGAAAAUUUUACGUAAAGUCUAGUCAAUUCUUCGCAUCGGUUGUGUAAAUUACGAUGUAAUUCUGUUAAGUCUUAAAUCGCAAUCUUAAACAAUGUACAUAUAUAUAGAAAUAAGAAUGUUCCAGUAAUAAUAGAAGUAGAACGAAACGUUGCUCUUUCUAAUUGCGAAAUAAUUAUAUUUUCUCUUUCUUCUUUUUUUUUUUUUUUUUUUUUCUAAAAAAGAAAUCUUCGAGUCUUUGCCGAUAGAUUAAAACGUUAGCAUUUUCUGAAACUAAAUAUAUAUAUAUAUAUAUUUUCGAGAUAUGCGAAAGAAUAUUAUCUUCGAAAUAUUUACUUUUGUGGAUAAGAAACUUAUGGAAUAUUGAUAGAGAUUAUACGAUAUAGGCAACGCGUAUUUACGGUUUAUUUCAGCAAAACCCUCUGAAUUUCUGAAACGUUUAUUCUCACAUCACAACAAUAAAAUUCGUUUACACAGUGUAUGGGCGUCUGCGACGAUAAAUAAAAUUACUUUAUAUGGAUGAUUAUCGGGAAGAUUGGCAUCAAAGAAAAAAAAGAGACACUAACGCACACUAUUUUUUUUUUUUUAUUAACUAGAAUAAUUUAUUCUUUCAUGGUAGAAAAAGGAGAAUGUAUCUUAACUCAUGGACUGCAUUGUACUCAUAUAUAUAUAUAUAUACAAUUACAUACAAUCCUCAAUUGAACGUUACACAUAAAUUCAUUAUAGAUUGAUCUCUAAUUAUUUCCUUGUCCUCGUGUGUUUCUGCGUGUGUAUGCAUGUAAAAAAUUGUUCAACCCAAAAGAGACAACUGUCACUUCUUUUUUUUUCAUUUUCUUCUUCUGUCGUUUCACUGUCCGGAAUAUGUAUAAUGGUAAAAAAAAAAAAAAAAAAAAAACUGUCUCGAUUAUUUUACAUAGUUGCGGAGGGGAAAAAAAUAGCUCCGAGUGCGAUUUUGUUUAUUUUUGUUUCUUUCCUUUUCUUUUCUCUUUUUUUCUUUUCUUUUUUUUUUCUUUUUCCUUUUUCGUCCGUGAACUAAAACAAAGACAGAGACGGAUAGCGGAAUUGAAAGGUAUGGAGUGGAAAAAAAAUGGGAGAGGACAAACAAGAAAUUCAAGAUAGAAGAUUUUUCGUGAAUGGAAAAAAACGUGGAGAAAACAGGGGAAAUGAUCGAUGGAAAAUCACGGAUGAAUCAUCGAUCGUCGAAAAUUAUUUCGAUAAAGUGCGAAAAAAAGAUGAGAAUGAGGAUCGUAGGAAAAGAAUAUGAAAUUUUUUUUUUAUCGUUCUUGGACCACAGGAAUUAUGUUUCAAAAUUGACAAUUCGAUCGAUACAUCGAAAAAUUAGUAUGAAAGAAUUUUGGAAGAAGGAUAAUCGUUUCUAUUUUUUCUCUUUUUUUCUUUUUUUUUAAAACGAUUUUCUUCUCGAAUUUGAAAUACGAUCUCAGCGAAACUUUGCACUAGCUACUCUUUGCUCUUUUUUUCCAUCUCCUUGCUUUUUUUUUUGUUUCCUGACUUUCGUGAAACCCAUUUAAGCUAUUUUCUCUGAACUUGAAGAACAUAUUUCGUUCUUUUUUUUUUUUUGUUUUCUAUGCUCUUCGGUUUGCCUUCGAUUUCUUUACAGCAUCAAAACGCACAAAUAUAUAUAUGUUUAUAUAUAUGUCAAACUGAAAAAAAAAGAAAGAAAAAACGAAUGAAGAAAAUCCUUAUACCUUCUUGAAAAAUCUAUUCGUGAAGUGUGUGUCUCGCUUUUUCGUUUUCUUCCUUUUUGACAUUAUCCUUUUUUUUUUUUUAGCUUUUUUUUUAAUCCACUCAUUUUACAAUAAUAAUAAUAUUCCUAUACCGUUCUCCUUGUUUAACGCACUUACAUUCAAAUAGAAUUUUAUUUUUAAAGUUACAUAAAAUUUUGCGAUUAAGUAAAUCGGUAAAUCUCGCUGCGUUUAUCGUUUGUCGGUCUUUUUCUUUCAAUUCAUCGUUAUUAUUAUUAUUUCCCUUUCUCUCUCUAUAUAUAUAAUAUUACUUUAUUUUAUUUUAUUUACGUUUUUUUUUUCUUAUUUUAUCUUCUCUCUGUGAGGAAUUGUUCUCGUCGAGCGUGUCGCUCGCUGAUGAUCACGGUGCAUCUUCGCUCACGCGCGCGCUUUAACGUCCACUUUUCGCCAUUCUUCGUUCCCCGUUGAACUUUCUUAAUUAAUUAAUACCAUAAGAAUAAUAAGAAUACGAAUAAUAAGCAAUAUAUAAUAAUAGUUAGAUAGAGUACUAAUAAUAAUAGGAAUAACAUAUUAAUCAAAGAACGAUCAAUUUUGCUCAGAGACGAAGGGAAGGAAGCGAAUGAUAUACGUAUUUUUUCUUUUCCUUUUUUUUUUUUUUAUUUCUAUUCCUUUCUUCUUUUGCGAAAAGCAAGCAGGCUAAAAGCGACUUUUCACCUCGCAAUUUUUUCUUUUCUUUCCUUUUCUUUUUUUUUUUUUGCUCGUUUAUUUAUUUUUCUCUCUCCUCUCUUUUCCUCCGAAUUUUGAUGGCACGAACAAAACAGGACGUUUGCUCGCGCGUUUAUUCGAAAAAAAAAAAAAAAGAAAAGCGACGUCAGCUGGCGCGUGAGCGUUACAAAAUGAAAAAGACGCGCGUACAUCGGCGUCUCGCCCGAUUUUUCCUGUAUCUUUUCAACCAUUUACGCGAAUCGAAUUAACAUUAUCCAUUUUUUUCGUUUUCUCAACUUUUCUCGUUACCUUUUUAUUCAAAAUCGGAUUUCUUUGCUUUGUUUAAUUAUUCUUUUUUUUUUUUUAAUCGUUUCGUUUUUUCUUCCAUUUUCGUAAAUUAUCCGCAUUUAUAUCCAUGAUGAAAUUCCUAAUGAUUCUUAAUUACGUAUACUUUUUCUUCUUCGUUUUUAUUACAUAUGAAAAAAAAAAAAAAGAAAAAAAAAGAAAGAAAAAAGAAAAAAGAAAAAAAAAAGAAAAGAGACAAAAAAACAACACAACGGCAUUUCUACUAUUCCCAUUCUAUUUUUAACGCUAAUAUGUAGGACAAAAAACUAACAGAUUUCGGUAUAAUAACAAAUCAUCGCCCGUCGAGCCCGAGACGAGUCACGAGUCGAAAAGAAGGGAAACGAAAUUUUAUUCAUGUUUCGUUAAAACAUGCCGCAAAUAAUAUAAUUAUUCGCGCUUCUAAAUUUCAACUAUCCUCGAGACGCUCUCGGGCAAUUCGACGUGACGAAAUAUAACAGGUUUGUCGGCUCUGACGACCAUCGUUCCUCAUUUCUCGCCGAUCUCUUCCGCUUCGACGAUGGACCACAACAGAAAAAAGAAAUCUCGAGGCCGCCACCUCUCCGUCCAACGUUCCCAUUUUCUCGUUGCUUCCUUUUCAACAUUCGUAACGUAUAAUUGUGCAUCUACGAUAAUAAUCCCAACUUCAUCGUCACGAGCAGCUUUACAAUACAAUUACAAUAUAAUAUCUUUAUACCUCGUGUAAAUCGUAUUACGAGAACCCGUCGUGUCUACGGAUAUUAAUUUUUUUUCUUUUAUUGCUGUCGAAGCGAUUUUUCGAUGGUUGUGGCAGUGACACGCGCGUUAAUCAACAAUAGGAACAAACGACGAAAAAUACUAUAUCUCCGUUUCGAAGUAAAAUACUAUUCUCGCCUCUUCCAAACAUUUCCACUUGUUCCUUAUAUAACUCUCUGUUAUUUCGAACGAUCGAAGAACGUUUAGUAUCUUUCUCGUUCGCCCUUAUCCAAUAUCCGACAGGAUCUCGACAGGUUCCCGAGACACGAGAUACUCGAGGAUCAAUUCUCAACAGGUGUAAGAUAUUCUCGAUUCUCUAUAUAUAAUAACUUCUCGGUAAAAAAAUAUUGUGGGAGGGAGGGAAGGGAGGGGGGAGGAGGGAGGGAGGGGGAGGGGUUUAAAGGGGAGAAAGGGGAACACCGAUUCGAAGCGGAAGACUCGAACGAAGGGAAAAGAUCGUCGAGAAACGGGGAAUUCCAGCUAUACUUCACACUAUAUACAUUCAUAAGGGAGAGGGCUCAGUCGAAGAUGAACGAGCAAGAGUCGCGAAAAAAAAAUAAAGAAUGGAGCUCGCUUGUUUCUUCGACAUUGGAGGGCUCUCGCCUCGACAGAGCUCGCGAACACAAUAAUUCUAUUUCAUAAUUGUUUUUAUCAUCGCUAUUUCACGUUCAACUAUUUCCUAUUGUAUGAAAGGGGAGGGGGGAGGAGGUUCUGUGGAUGGGGUUUGGGGACACAUUAUUCCUUUUUUUUUUCUGCUGGAUUCAUCAUAACUGUCUGCGAUGUUACUCUCUCGCGCGAUUUUCUUCUUCUUCUUCUUCUUCUUCUUUUUCAUUCUAUUAUUAUUAUUAUUAAUAUUAUUAUUAAUAUUAUUAUUAAUAUUAUUAUUAACCAUCGAAGAGUAUGUAUAAUAUUAUAUAUAUCGUGUCUCCACUGUUGCUUUCGAACUCGUCCACGUCUUAUCCGAAACGAGUGAAGGAAACGAAACAGAUCGAACGAAAACCGUAAACUUUGUGUGAUCCAUCGAUCGGAUCGAUCGAUCACGAUUGUAUCGCCGCAUUUUAUAUAUAUAUAUAUAUGUAUACAUAUAUGCACUUUUAUAACUAUUGAUAUUUAAUUGAUGAUGAAACGAAAAGUUUUUUAUAUAUAUAUAUAUAUAUAAUAAAUAAAGAGAGAUCGUUCGAAGAUUGUGUUGUGCUGACGGCGAUCACCUCUCGAUCGAUCGAUCGAAAUUUCUUGUGUGCGCGUGUCAAACGACGCGAUGCGUCGUUCAUCCGAUAUACGUCGUGCAAACGAUCAAUUUACAUGAUGAUUUUGAAAUGAAAGUAAGAAAAUAUAGGUGCCUCUGUCAACGUGCGUAUACGUUUAAUACGUAUAGCAAAAAUAUCGUAUCAUCUAUAUAAUAUACCGAUUUACACAAAUAAAAAAGGAAGAAAAGAUGAGAGAAAAAUAUAUAUUUUCCGGUAACUGAAACACGGCUCGUAUAAAUCUAUAAAUAUUCUUUCCUAUACACGACUGUUGUUUCCUUCAUUAUCUCGUUCAUCGUAUUCGUUAUCUCAUAUUUUUUUUUCUCUUUUUUUCUUUUUUUUUUUUUAAUCUGUUUCAUAAUCAUUCUCUAUGUUCUUGUCGCUGGCUUUAGUUUUAUUUCUUAUUUUUUUCUCUGCGUUCUAUCGUAUAUGCGUGUAAUUGAGGUACGGUUAAUAUCUGCUUUGUAGCUCUGAAAUUUGCGAGGUAGUCUUGUGUUGGGGCGCGCCGCGACGGCCACUCUCGUCGCGGGCGUCGAGCGUCGAACGUCGUCCCGUUUAUUAUCGUCCCCAUCCGCGAUUCGAAACGUUCAUAAGGCCCAAGUCUCGCGUCCCUCUAAACGUGGCUUAGAAAAGUGGGAGGAGACGAGAGAGUGAGGGGGGAGGGGGGAAAGAGGGAAAGAGAAAAAGAAAAAUAAAGAAGUAAAAAAAAAAAAGAAAGAAAGAAAAGAAACGAAAAGAAAGAAAAAGAAGAAAAAAACGAGAUAGGGAGGAGAGAAGGAUCGCGAGACGAAAAAGGAAAUAUAAUAUUAUUAAGGGGUUGACGACGGCAGUGAUUUGUCUGGACGCCCGUGACGUCGAGGUCGGCCAACCAGCGGCCACGCCUUGUUAAAAAAUCCCAUGGGUUCUAUUGUAACAACUAUUGCACUUAUGAUUUGUAUAUCAAUGUCACGCUUCGUAGAUGCGGCGUAGGUGUCAAAUGUAAAAAGAGUACUGUUGUUUUGGAUGAUAAGGAGAGAGAGAAAGAGAAAGAGAAAGAGAAAGAGAAAGAGAAAGAGAGAGAGAGAAGAGAGGGGAAAAAAUAAAGGUGAAACUAUUUACGAGUCUUCUGCAAAGAUUUUAACGAAAUAUCUCCUCGUCGUUUCGUCUUUUAACGUACAAGUAAUCGAGGAAAAAAUAAUUAAAAGGUUGCAAGUUGACUUCUCGAUGGAUUACCACCGCCCAUGCGUUCCUAUCCUCAGAUUUUUUACAGACGUAUUCGAUUAUAUUUCCAGUUCCGUUGAGAUCAGUUUGAGUGAAUUUAUAUAAUCCUUUCCCCCUUUAUUUGUACGUUAAAAGAUUGAAAGAUUAGGAAUAAAAAAAUCUCGUUAAAAUCCACGUAGAGGACACACAUCGGCAGUUCGGCCGGAAAAGAAAAUAUGAAAAAAAAAAAAAAAAUUAAAUAAAUAAAUAAAAUAAAAGGAUCAGAAAAAAAGAUCGGAGAAAGACUCUUGAUGCAUGGACACUCUUGCAUUAGAACGUUAAAAACCUUACUAUUAUUAAUAAUAAUUGUUAUUUAAUUAAUAGGUACCUUUAAAUGCCAUCCGGUUUCCAUUAUUAUUACUAUAAUUAUUUACGAUUUCUAUCCUCUUUUCAUCAACUUCUCACUGCAAGCUUUCUCCACGCUACUUAAUCUUGCGUCUUUCUUUUCUAUUUAACAUUUUAAUCUCUCUUUUUCUCGUAUUUAAACCUAUUUAUCUCUCUUUCUUUUUUUUUUUUCCACUGCGAUAUUCCUCUUUUAUAUAGCUUAAAAAACAAAGAAAAAACUGACAAAAUAUAUAUGACGUUAUUACGGUGUAAAUAUAUAGAAUAAUCUAUAUAUAUAUAUUUAUAUAUAUAUCGAUAUAUAUAAUAUAGCUUUUCUAUGGUAAAUCUGGUUCGUUAAUAAACUCUUAAACACUUAUUACAGGCGGAGAGAAUCGGUCUCUUUGUUUCCUUUCUUCUUUUCGUAUCAUAUCCUUCGUUACUGUUUUAUAUAUACCAUUUCCCGUUUUUCUUGCAUGCGCGACGGUUCUAUUUUCCAUAUGUGUACAAUAUAAUUACGUACGUACAUACGUAUACUGACGAUGUUGUUGUUAUUGUUGUUGUUGUUGUUGUUGCGUCUAUGUAUCAUUUUUCAAGUAAUCAUAUAUGCAAGUACGUGUGCUGAUGGAUUCGAUCGAGAAAUAAAGAUACGCGUCUCGUUACAAAAAUCUGUGAUCUGUGCGGAAAACAAAAACAGAAUUUCAGCUUCCCUUUCAUAUAUAAUUCUGUUUACACGCACGGCUUUUCAUCAUCUGGUUACAUCCUGGUGUCGAAAAAAAAGAAACUUUCUUUCUUUCCCUUUUCCCAUUUUAUGAUUUCCCUCUUCUCCACUCUUUCUUUCGUUCGUUCUUUGCUUCUUUCGUUUCGUCAAAUUUUUUUUAGUCCGGUUUUUUAUUUUUCGAAUCGUCUCUCUUUGCGUUUUCAAUGAUACAGGGCAAUUCCUCACGUUCACCUACUAAUUUUAAUCCAAACUCGCUAGCGGGUGCUCCCCCUCCAGAAAAAAACGAGAAACGCAGCUCCUCCUUCCUUUUUCUUUUUUAUCCAUCUUCUCCUCUUCUAUAUUUUCAAUUUCCUUUUUUUUCUCUUUUCAACCUCUUGUGAUCUCUUCGUCGAACACAAAAAAGCGCCCCGAAAAUUUCAUUUCAACAAUUUCCCUCUUCUUUUUAAUUAUCAAUUAAUCAAUUAAUCGGAUCGAUCGAUUUUCGGAAAACAAGACACACCAUUUCGUUUCUUCCUUCUUUUUUCUUCUUCAUUUUUCUUCACACGAUGACCACUCGGCCAACCGCCGAAUGCAGAAAUUUAGCAUCUGGAGGGAAGCGGCCCGCUAAAAUAUAUACUUUUUUUUUUCCUGCCUUACAUGUCUAUGUAUUUUAUCUCUAUGCUUCGUGUACUUAAUGAUUAUCCAUAUAGUAUGUAGUUAAACUUUAAAUAUUAUCCACUAAAAACACCAUAGAUUUCUCUUUCGAAAGAUCGAAAAUAUGUUUCCCUUAAUACGCUUCGUAAAAGUGUUCGUGUAACGCGCGCGCGCGCGCGCAUGUGUGUAUAAUGUGUGUGUGUGUGUGUAUGUAUGAAGAGGGGGGGGAUAGCGCGUCAUGGCGCGCGCACGCGUGUGUGUACGUGUAUGCGUGUAAAGGUGAAUCCGAAAGGAGUUCGCGAUUUCCAACGAGUUACAAAAAAACCAUAAAAAGAGAAUAACAGAAUUUAUCGAUUCUACCAAAGACCAUAAUAAGUAAAAAGAAAAAAAAUCAAAGAAAAUUCGGGGAAAAAGGAGCUUAAAAAAAAUAGUAAGACGAUAAUAAUAAUAAUAAUGAUAAAACAUCGAACAACACCAAAAAAAAAAAAAAAGAAAAAAAAAAGAGUAAAGAUCAUCCCGAGGAAAAAAAAAACUGAAACCGUGACGACACACGAAAAAAUUUGUUGAUCGUUACAAUAGUCGAAAACCAGAAAGAAGAAACACGCGUUUGUUCCCUCGAUCGAGGAAAUUCGUGCCUGUCAAUCGGUACUUCAUUCCAUUUCAUUCUUCCCUUCCUUUCUUUUUCUCUUUCUUCUAUUAAUUAAUUUCAUGAACUUUUUUUUCCUCGAUCGCGCAGGCCGUUUUUUCUUCGUUUUAUCGUCCUUUCGACAAAUACAUUUUUCUCACUUCGAAUUCGCGAGUUUCUAUUAUUAAUUGCUUAAAAAAAAAAAAAAUUGCGAUCAGCGUUUUAUCGUUAUAAUUAGAAUUAGUAUUUUCUUUUUUUUUUCCCUCAUUAUUAUUACUAUUAUUAUAAACAUUAAGAUUAUUAUACGCCAUAUCUUAUUAAUUCAUUCCCUCGUUUUUUCCCUUCUUUUUAGAUCUCUCGUCCGUCGCCAAACCAAAGUUUUAUCAACAAUCGUUCUUACGUUCGUACGUAUCCGAACAAUGUAUUUCCUUCCCGUAAUCGAAUUUAAAAAAAAAAAAAAAAAAGAAACAAAAUGUACGACGAAAAAAUAAACACCCUAUGAUUCGACGGUAUUCUAUUUGAUUAUUGCAAAAAGAGGAGUGAGGGGAAAGAAAUUAGAAUGAACGGAAAAAAAUUAUGAAAUCUUUAUCCUGGUAGGCAUCAUCGGAACGAGUUCCUCGGAUCAAGAAAAAAAGAACGAGUUUUCCUUUUCAUUUGUGUUUUACACGGAAUUCACGAAAGUAGUAAAAAAAAAAAAAAAAAGAAAAUAAAAAAAUAAAAAAAAGAAAAAAAAGAAUAAAAAUGAUCAAAUCCAAGACACAAAAAUACAGGCUGUAGUAGAUAUUAGGUAAUAAUAAUAGUAGUGUGUAGUAGUAGCGUAGUAGUAGUAGUAGUAGUAGUAGUAGUAGUAGUAGUAAUAGUAGUAGUAGUAGUAAUAGUAGCGAUAAUAAGUAAAGUAUUCGAUAGUGUGUAAGUGAUUAUAUAGAAGUUUUUCUUUAAUAAUAGAAUAGUAGCAAUUAAAGUAAACUAAAGUAGACAAAAAAUGAAUUAAUUACGGUGAAAUUAUAGUAAUCACAGGGCUCGCCUUCGUCACGUCUCUCGUCCUUAAUUACGGUAAAACUUAUUUGCUCCUCUUCAUCUUCCUCUCACUUUUCUUCUUUCGUGUCUCUUCUUUUCACUCGAUAUUUUUCCCCACCAUUUUUCCUUACCCCUUCGUUCUCGAAGCUGGUGAAAAGAACUAGAUAAACGCAAGAUCGAAACGAGCGAGAGCGACGAGUGGAUCGACGAGCCCCGCGGUAGCACAAAAAUUAAAACAAAAAAGUCAUUAUUAUACCCAAAGUAGCGAGUGCGAAGCAAAAAAAAAAAAAUGCAAGCGCGGAGGUUGUCUCCGUCGGCAAUGCGCAACCUCUAUAUUAUUUAUCAUUUAUAUCAGGAAAAUAGUGUUUUCUUCUUUCUUUUCAAGCACGUGUUAACUUCCAAGUAACAUCUUUUCCACUUGUCCCUUAUUAUUCAGCAAUAUUUCGCAAUUAUAUAUUUUCCUUCCCUUCAAAAAAAAAAAAUCGUCGUUCUCUCAAUCUUCCGUUGAAUAUCGUUGAUUCGAAGAUACUUCGUAUUAUAUCGUAUUUUCUUUUGCGAUCGGUUUCGCGACGAAAAAAAAAAAAAAAAGGAAACAGAAAAAUGAAACGGCGUGUGUUGCCGUUCUAUUUUCAAUUAUGAUUAAGUAAUCCCGUUACGAUUAUUAUUUAGUUCGUUAUACAUGCAAUCAUUGUUCACAAAUUACAUGGAUGUCUCUUUUUUUUUUUUCUUUUUUUUCCCCACUUUUCACUUUAUAUCCCACACUUGUCCUUCGUCAACGUCCUUUCAUAGGUUCUUCUAUUUUCCUCGCUUCUUUCUCAUUCAAAAGAUCCCACGUACCAUCCUCGGCGUGCGUAUAAUAAUUUACGUAUAUUCAUAUAUCUAUAUAUAUAUAUAAUGUACGUAUAUAGUAUGCGUGUGUGUGUUGCGGUAUGCGUAAAGAUAGGUAAGUCCGUUUUCUUCUCCUUUUGCGUUUCGUGUAUUUCGAUAAAGUGAAGUAGAACAUUAUUAUUCUGCACGGUCAUCCCUAGCGUCGUGCUGAGGGUCGUGACCUGAUUUUAUAUUUCCCUUCUUUUUUCAUCUUGUGAGUCCUUUUGUUUUUUUUAUUAUUUUUUUCUUUUUUUUUUUUUUUUAUUUAUUUUUUGUAAUUUCAUACAAUCCAUUUUUCUUCCCUAUAUUCUACAAUAUAGAAUAUAUGUAUAUAUAAUAUAUAUGUGUAUAUAAAACGAAAGCUGUCCUCUUCUUUGCUGUUGAAGUGAUAAUGAUUUCGUUAUUUUCGGUUCUAUUUUCUAUUUUUUCCUUUUUUUUUCUUUUUUUUUUUUUUUGCCCGUCCAGUUUGUCGUCAGCCCUUCUCGUUCGAUCGUCACUCGUGUGCGUGUAUAUAUAUAUAUAUAUAUAUAUAUUUUGCCCAUUGUUACAGCACAUUGUUAUCUAUGUCGCGCGUGUGUUUUUCUGCACUACCACCACGUGUUGAAACGAAUGUUUCCCAAAUGAGUUUUACAUUUUUUUUUUCUUUUUCUUUUCAUUUCUUCGUGUCCAAAAAAUUUCGUUUGAUUUCUCCUCCAUGAGCAGGGAACCAUGUCGGACUAGCGUGUAUACUCGUCCGUUUCAUUCAUCCUUCCGAGUCCGGUCACUCGUUGCGUUUCCAAGCAAACUACUUGUACUUUUCUCUUGUCGUGAAAAAUGUCAUUCGGAAGUCCAUUUGCGGGUCGAUACGUGUGUAAAAUAUACGUGCGGAUGUAUUACUUUCCGACGAUUCAGCUCGAUGGGCCACGAGUUCGCACGAUCCUGAGUAUCCCUGAAUUUCCAUCUCUCGCCUGUUUCUCGAUCGGCGAAAAGACAUUGUAACACUCGUGCUUCCGCGCUUUCCUCGUCGUUGUCGUGUGCGCUUCUCAUCAUCCUUUCCUUCUUUCUUUCAAUUGUGUUCUUGCCGAUUCCUGUGUUCUCGAUACCGUAUCGAUUUUUCCAAUCAUCAUGCUGAAUUUGCGCUUAGUUUGCUUUGCAUUUUUUUUACACGUGUCUUCGAUAAAUCGUUUGUUACCAUCGAGCUUCGCGGGUAAGAUUUCGUAAGAAAGAAAGAAUAAUACGUGGCACAGGGUUCCAAAUCGAAACAGUUCUAAAAAAAAGCAUAUAAAGGGGGCGUUAAAUUGAUCCAAUCGAUCAAUGAGGGGAACCGGAAAGAACGAUUUCCGGAUAGGAACAUCGUUAAAUCGUUAUAUAUAUAUAUAUAUAUAAGAAUGAUAGUCUUUUCCCAUAAUUAACCGUUUGGCUAAUCGGUAUGGUCCCGCGAUCGUGUUUGCAACACGUUGUUUUUCGAACGCGUCGAGUUAGUUUCCGAAAAGAUAGCACAAAAAGUGACGGAGGAAAAAAAAAAAGGAAAGAAAAAUUCGUUCUCGUAAUUUUUCUCCUUUAAUUCAAAACUCGUCGUCAGAACUGUUUCGGCUCGGACACACAUUGUGCUUCCAUACGUAUGAUACAGAAGGUAUAUAUGCAUAGAAUGUAUGUACAACGUGCGUAUCGACUUCUUGUCGCGAAUGUUGACCUGACCCAAAAGCGUUUGUUGCCUUUUUCCCGUCAUCUUUUAUGAUGAGAAAAAAAAAAAAAAAAAAAAAAAGAAUUAAUAUAACCGGCAAUAUAACGUCGAUAACCAAUUCGUUCUAAUUUUAAUGGCUUUGUGCUCCGCGUUUAUUGGAAUUUCUCUCCGGACACGUGUAUAUAGAGAGAGGCUGAUGUUCUGCAAUAUGUAUUAUUCUAUGAAACUUCUGCUAUGCGUGUGCGUAUGUGUGUUAUGUGUGUGUUACGUGUGUAUACGCUUUCCUUUUAUCCCAUUUGUAACAAAAAAAAAAAAAGACAUAUAAAUGCAUUAAAUAUCUAUUAUAUAUCUAUAUACGUAUAUAAAAUGUUAUAAAAUGUAUCAGCGAACGGGUAAACAGAACAACAUUCACGAACGUGGCAAUCGUGCGAAACAAACGUGUGAACCGAACAGAAAAACGAAGAACGUGCAUAAACAUUUCGUACAAUCAAAUAAUUGGUAUAAUAAUAAAUGGUAAUAAUAAUAAAAAAAAAAAAUAAAAAUAAAAAUAAAAAAAAAA
Apis cerana (Asiatic honeybee) is the source of this 13966-nucleotide messenger RNA. Its product is annotated as protein dissatisfaction. Gene Ontology annotation, molecular function: DNA-binding transcription factor activity; zinc ion binding; sequence-specific DNA binding. Lineage: Eukaryota; Metazoa; Arthropoda; Insecta; Hymenoptera; Apidae. The record is from RefSeq and is a predicted model, not a curated record. Gene Ontology annotation, biological process: regulation of DNA-templated transcription.